This is a messenger RNA of Phragmites australis (common reed), 3605 nucleotides long. Its product is annotated as putative disease resistance protein RGA1. Gene Ontology annotation, molecular function: protein binding; ADP binding. The record is from RefSeq and is a predicted model, not a curated record. The transcript has 5 exons. Lineage: Eukaryota; Viridiplantae; Streptophyta; Magnoliopsida; Poales; Poaceae. Gene Ontology annotation, biological process: defense response to fungus. Bases 75 to 3281 code for a protein of 1068 amino acids.
GCUGUCCUCCAGUUCCAGUACUGCUUAGUGCUCCUCCUCAGUCGUCUCGUCUCGUCUCCCCUCUCUGCCCAGCCAUGGUCGGCCCCGAGAUGCUCGUGGCCGCGGCGGUGAGCCAGGUCGCACGGAAGAUCAACGAAGUCGUCGGCGUGGCGCAGGGCGAGGUGAAGCUGUGCUGCAGCUUCGGCGACGACCUCGAGAGUAUCAAGGACACCCUGGUGUACCUGGAAGGCCUGCUCAAGAACGCGGAGAACAACUCCUUCGGGAGCGAGAGGGCGAACCUGCGGCACUGGCUCGGCCAGAUCAAGUCCCUGGCUUAUGACAUCGAGGACAUCGUGGAUGGGUACUACUCUUCCAAGGAGCAAUUCGAUGGGAGCAGCUAUGCUCAGAAGGGAUCAUUAUUCUGCUCGCUAUCCAAUCCCAUGCUUUCGAAAGUUGGCAUGGUUUAUAAGAUGAAAUCCAAGAGGGAACUGUUACAGACAAGGCAACACUUACCUACCCAAUUUCAUUUCAUUUCACAGAUUAAUUCAGUGGUGAAUUUUGAUGAGAAGCAAACAACAUCAUACAGAAAUAGUGAUAUCACAAUUGUUGGGAGGGAUGGAGACUUGGAACAUCUCAUGAAGAUGUUGAUGCAGAGAAAUCCACAAGAGCUUUCCAUUAUUCCCAUAGUUGGGCAUGUUGGUCUUGGGAAGACAAGCCUUGCGCAACUAGUUUUCAAUGAUGGAAGAGCAGAGAAAUUCAGUUUCAGGAUAUGGGUUCAUGUUUCCAUGGGUAAUAUCAACAUUGAAAAAAUUGGGAGAGAUAUAAUUUUGCAAACUACAGAAAGGUUUGAGGGAAACAUGCAAAUGCAGUCAAUUAAAAAGGCUGUUCAAGAUAUACUUAAUAAGUAUAGCUGCUUAAUAGUGUUAGAUAGCUUGUGGGGAAAAGAUGAAGAAGUGAAUGAGCUGAAGCAGAUGCUGCUGACAGGUAGACAGACAGAAAGCAAGAUCAUAGUGACUACUCACAGUGAUAAAGUAGCUGAGCUGAUAUCCACUGUUCCGCCAUACAAAUUGUCUGUUUUAUCUGAAGAUGAUUGUUCAAGUAUAUUCACUCAAAGGGCCAUGACAGGUCAUGGUGACCCACUUUUCAGGGAAUAUGGAGAAGAAAUUGUUAGAAGAUGUGAAGGCAUACCCUUGGUAGCCAACUUUCUUGGAUCUGUGGUGAAUGCUCAACGACAGAGGCGUGAAAUAUGGCAAGCUGCAAGGGAUAAAGAAAUGUGGAAGAUAGAAGAGGAUUACCCUGAAAACAAAAUUUCACCAAUACUUCCAUCAUUCAAGAUAAUAUACUACAAUAUGUCCCAUGAGCUAAGAUUGUGCUUUGUUUAUUGUUCAAUCUUCCCUAAAGGAUCUGUCAUUGCUAAGAAGAAACUUAUUCAGCAAUGGAUUGCACUUGACAUGAUUGAAUCCAAACAUGGAACCUUGCCGCUUGAUGUGACUGCUGAGAAGUACAUUGAUGAACUUAAAUCAAUUUGUUUCCUUCAAGUUUUAAAGAGGCCUGAGAUUGCUGAAGAAAUAUCUAACCAUUCUGAGGAAACGCUCUGCAUGCAUAAUUUGGCACAUGAUCUUGCUAGGUCAGUUGCUGGUGAAGAUAUCCUUGUGAUUUUAGAUGCUGAGAAUGAGCGCUGUACUAGAAACUAUGACUACCGUUAUGCACAAGUGUCUGCUUCUACCUUACAAUCAAGAAAUAGUAAGACUUGGCCUUCCAAGGCAAGGUCACUAAUUUUCAAGACCAGUGGUGCAGAAGUGCAGCAUGUCAGCGAAGUUCUUUCAGUGAACAAGUAUUUGCGUGUUUUGGAUCUCACUGGAUGUUCUGUUAUGGAGAUACCUGCUCCUGUUUUUCAGCUGAAACAACUGAGGUACCUUGAUGCAUCAACUUUGCCCAUUACAGCACUGCCUCCCCAAGUUAGUGGUUUUCAUAAGCUACAAACAUUGGAUCUUUCAGAAACUGAACUAACAGAGUUGCCACCCUUCAUCAGCAACUUAAAGAUGCUAAAUUAUUUGAAUCUCCAAGGCUGCCAGAAACUUCAACAAUUGAAUAACCUAGAUUUGCUGCAUGAGCUACAUUACCUAAACUUGUCAUGCUGCCCUGAAGUUAGAAGCUUUCCUUCAUCUCUGGAAAACCUCACGAAACUUCGUUCUUUGAACCUUUCAGAGUGUUCUAAGCUUCCAACAUUACCUGAUGGAUUAUUGCAAUCAUUCUCUAGCUUUUCUUCUAUUGUGGAUUUAAACUUAAGUGGGUUUGAGUUACCAAUGCUGCCUGACUUUUUUGGCAACAUUUGUUCACUUCAGUUUUUAAAUAUGUCAAAAUGUUCUAAACUUGAGGUACUCCCCCAAUCUUUUGGUCAGCUUGCAUAUUUGAAGGGCCUAAAUCUUUCAUUUUGCUCUGAUCUUAAACUCCUUGAAUCCUUUGAAUGCCUUACUUCUCUUCAGUUUUUGAAUCUCUCAAACUGCCCGAGGCUUGAAUAUCUGCCAUCAUCUUGUGACAAGCUUAUUAGUUUGGAGUAUCUUAAUUUAUCACAAUGUUUUGGACUCAAAGCGUUACCCACAUCACUUCCAAACCUUAAAAGGCUACAAAUUCUUGAGGUUUCUGGCUGCCAGGAUUGUAUAGUACAGUCCUGUUCUCUAAGCUCUGGAAGUGCGCAAUCCCAUCAAUGCUCAGAGCAAGUUGAGGAGGUUGGGUCAAGUAGUGCUAUCUCAGAUAGCACCCCUAAGAAGCCCGCAAUCAGAGAUGUGACGGGAGGAACAUGUGUUUUAGACACUGAUGAAGUUGAUUAUCUACAGAAUAAUCUGAAGCAAAAAUUAACUUCUACUUCCCACAUGGCUGGACAUAAAAGUGAAGAGCCCAAAUUUACCAAGACAAACUCAACUGGAGAAAUAGUACAACUGAUUCCUGGACACCAGUUCCCAUCAUCUUCGUCUCAUUUUUCUUCCUUUGUGUCAAGUUCAAGAGCUCCAUUUGCAUCUGCCUCCUCUUCAGAUGUCUCAACAAUUGACCAUCCAGUGUCUAAUGAUGAAACAGCAGGUUUCCAAUCGGAGGAGAAAGGCCAAGAGCCUCAUGUGUUGGCAAAAGAUGGACAGAUUUCUGAAAAUCAAGCACCCUCAUCGCACGCGCUGGUACAUAUGUGUGAAGCAGCUGCUACCAAAGGAAGCAAUGAGAGCCACACGACUGAGUAUAACGGAGCGUAUCAGUUCAAUGUGCAAUGUGAUGGGCCAAAUCAAGGGAUUGUGGUACAGCAAACCAACUGAAGAUAGUAGAGAUGGAGCUUAAGGCAUACAAUCAGACUGAAUGAAAGAUCUUGGAGCGGAAUGGAAGUCAUCAUGUGGAGAACAGAGUUGAUUUCAGCAGUGAUUCAAGUUGUUUGUGGUAGAGGAGGGUUGUUGUUGAUGUCAUUUGUCAUUGUUCGUCUCUCAACACCAUGGUUCAUCUUCUCAGAGCAAAAGAGCAUCCUGCUCUCGGACAGCAGAGCUUGGGCUCUUGGAGCUCUACUCCAUGUUGCUGUACUCAUAUUUUUUGUGUGUACGGAACAGCUGGUUUUUCGUCAAGUAUUUAGUGUGAUUUUGUUUCAGGUU